UGUUAUUGCUGAUGUUCGUGAAAUCGCUGUUUUAGUUACUCGCUGGUUUGGUUGUCUCUAAAAUACUACAAAAUUUUCAGCACGAGUUUUUACUAAAAAAUUACGUUUAUUUUUCUCUUAAAAAAGAAGCUUAAAACAAAAGUGCUUUAAGAGAAGAAGUGUAACGCAAUUGUUUGCUAAUUUGCAUUUCGCAUUUCUAAUCCUUUGUUCUACACUUGUGAACUUCAAUUACAUAUAAAUGAAAAAUCGAUUAUGUUGGGUUGUACUUUUUUUGGUGGGCCUUUUGCGUUACCAACUAAGGAUACGAUAGACAAGUAGUUAAUACGGACGGAGGCAGUAACGAGCAAAAUGCGGUAAAAAGCCGACUACGACCGAGACCAAAGCAGCAAAAAAGAUAAUUGUUAGCAUUAUGAUGCAGUGUGAAUAAUGAAUUUUGAGAGUUAGCAAUGUAUAAACAUACUUAUGCAUAUGUUAUGUAUAUAUUUUAUUUUUAGUGCAGUAACUGGAUAGUACCACUCCACCCUUCCAUCGUCACCAUCUAUAACCACCAAAAAUGACUGCGGCAUCUUCAGAAGCAGCUUCGUUACCGGUAAACGAUCUCGAUGUCAUACAAGAUAUGAUAGACAUUUCGGCCGACCGUUUGGAGGGUUUGCGUACACAAUGUGCCACAAGCGCUACACUAACACAGCAAGAGAUCCGUAGCCUUGAGUCGAAACUAGUUCGAAUGUUUUCAAAAUUAUUGUUAACCAAAUCACGUUUAAAUGAGAGGAUACCAGCAAGCGGAUUGCCUCAUACUACCAGCACGGAGCUAAAAAAAUGGUUACGGGUUGUGGGCAUAAGUCAAGAGUCAUCAAAUAUUUGCCUAACCCGCCUGUCUACAUUAGAGCAACUACUCGAACAGAGUGAUGAUGAAAUUAAACAUUUGUUAAGCAAUAAUCCUAGUUAUCGAAAAGAUGAAGAUAUAAGACGACUAACAACAGCUAUGCAGAAUCUGCGUAAAUGCAAAGAAAGCCUAAGCAUGCUUGAAAAUGAGGGGAUUAUGGGAGGCAAUAAUGUUUCAAUUGAAAAGAAAGAACAUUUAACUGAACAAUUGUUUUGGGAUUCGUGGGAUCGUCAUCAUAAUCAUCAUCACCAUCAUCGUAGCAGUAUGGGAAAUAUAGGAAUACCAGCUUCUCCGCGCACACAUCGAAUACUAACGAAACAAGGAAAAUCACACAAUCACCAAUCGGCGGGAAAUAGUAGUCGACACUCGCCUUCCCAUGAUCACAGUUGCAAAUCAACAUCAACAGCAGCAAUGAACAAUACCACCGAUGAUUUGUCUAGCAUACAAGGUUCUACACUAACACUGACACUAACGCCAUCCCCGCCAAAUUCUCCAUUCACACCCACAAGUUUAAUCAGUAAUUUCAGUACGAUUUGUAGUACAGGAAGCAGUGUAAAUGGCACACCACAAAGAAGCAAACCGGCUGGUACACCACCGCCGAUGAAAAAACAUCAGACAUUAUUAACCAAUAUGCAACAACAUACACCUACUCAUAUUUCCGGUAUCCCUACUAAUAACCCGGACGGAACGAUGUUACCUUUAGCCAAAUCUAAAUCAAAUGGAUCUCAAUUUCGCGACACGCCGUUAUCAAGUACUGGAUCUCCACAAUCACAAUCAUUAGCGUCAUCAGUAAUUGGCGCAACAAUAGCAAAUAACAAGUCAGCAUUAUCACGUUCGCGUCUGAACACCGACCCUAGCCCCGAUAGUUUUUCGUCUGCUAGCUCGGAUGUUUUCGUAGAAAACAAUAAUAAUCCAAACAAUCUUCAAGUACCAAGAUCUCCGGGCACAUUACCAUUAGGCAUGGGGCACACGAUAUCACAUCGUUUUGCCAAGGUUUUCCAGGUGAUGUCAACAUGUGACCUUUGUCAAAAACAAAUGUUCUUCGGUCUCAAGUGCAGAGAAUGCAAGUAUCGCUGUCAUAAGGACUGUGAACAAAAUGUACCACCAUCUUGUGGCUUACCCUCCGAAUUUGUUGAUGAAUUUAAGAAAACGAUUAAUGAUCAUGGUGGAUUUGCUUCCUUGCAACACAACCAGUCCACAGCCAAUACAUCACCAAUCACAAGGCGAAAACGUGAUAGCAGUUCACCUGGCUCCAGUUGUAAUAGCUCGAGUCCGUCUAGCCCCGCAUUAUUUAAUCCAAAAUCUGUAACAACUCAUGCCGGAGCUGUUUUCAUUCCGAGCGGUGGUAAUAUGAUGAGUUCUUCCGGAGGUGGCAGCUCAAGUACGAGCUCCAACAUGCUAUCCACACCUUCAUCAUUCCACAAGCACGCAAGUCUUUUCAAUUUUCCAGAUGUAACGAUAACAUCUAAUUGUAAUCAAGCGGCUGGUGGUACUACACAAACCCUUUAUUCCUCGCAAAGUGGAACGGAUUCGACGAGUGGUGAAUUCAAUUGUUUACAGCAGACGGAUUUUCAGGAUGGCAACAAUUCACUCACAUCUUCAAUCAACAAAUCGAGUCACGGCAGUGACAGUUUAUCAAACAGCACUGUGGUUACAUGCGCGGUAUCCCAUUAUAGCUCUACUAAUGUUUCGACCGUAAUUGCUUCAACAAACAGUAACGUGCAUUCUAUCAGCUCAAGUAUAGUCAGUGGAACAGGUUCGUUUUACCCGCGUAAACUCAGCUCAGCCGGUGUGGAUAAGCGCGAUCCAUUUUCUGAACUUGCCGAUACACAUAAAUCGAAUGAUAGUGAUAAAACCGUCUCAUUGUCGGGAAGUACUUCAGCCAGUACCGACUCCGACCGUACACCAAUCAGACUGGAUUCUACAGAAGAUGGUGACUCGCUAAAUUGGCCACGUCAAAAUUCAUUGUCUCUCAAAGAAUGGGAUAUACCCUACGACGAUUUACAUUUGCUAGAAUCAAUCGGUAAGGGACGUUUUGGUACAGUACAUAGAGCAUUAUGGCAUGGUGAUGUGGCGGUUAAAUUACUCAAAGAAGACUACCUCGACGAUGAGCACAUGUUAGAGGCAUUUAAACUGGAAGUGGCAAACUUUAAGAAGACUCGUCAUGAAAAUUUAGUGCUAUUUAUGGGUGCAUGCAUGAAUCCACCCCACCUAGCCAUUGUUACGUCUUUGUGUAAAGGCAAUACCCUUUACACAUACAUUCACGCACGUCGCGAUAAAUUCACUAUCAACCGUACUACGCUAGUGGCACAACAAAUCUCACAAGGUAUGGGCUAUCUUCACGCCCGAGGUAUUUAUCACAAGGAUUUACGCACAAAGAAUAUCUUUUUGGAGAACGGUAAAGUGAUUAUCACCGAUUUUGGUCUAUUCAGCUCCACAAAGUUACUAUACUGCGAAUUAGGUUUGGGAGUGCCCAAUGGAUGGCUGUGCUACUUGGCACCAGAACUGAUGCGAGCACUAAUGCCAGUUAAGCCGACCGAAGAGAUUUUACCCUUCUCAAAGGCAUCGGAUGUAUACUCAUUCGGCACGGUGUGGUACGAGCUUUUAUGUGGAGAAUUUCCGUUCAAGUCACAGCCACCGGAAUCAAUAAUUUGGCAGGUGGGCCGCGGUAUGAAGCAAACAUUAGCCAACUUGCAGACUUCGCGUGAUGUCAAAGACAUACUUAUGCUCUGCUGGUCAUUUCAAGCAGACGACAGACCAGAUUUUGCAAAGUUGCUCUCCCUUCUGGAGCGAUUGCCGAAGAAACGAUUGGCACGCAGCCCCUCACACCCCGUGCAAUUGUCACGUUCGGCAGAGUCAGUAUUUUAAUCAAAUCGCAAUUAGUACAAAAUUUGCGAUAUAUUGUGUACCUCAUCAAAGGAAGCGCCACCCAAAGGAACUGAGCCCAUGCAUGCAUGCAUACAUAUAUGUAUCGCUUUAUAAUUUAUAUAUGAACUAAGUAUGACAUUAUGAAAAGUGGCACAAAUAACACAUUAUUAUAAACUAGAUUUAAGUACUAAAAGCGAACACACAUUACGUAAAAUGUAUAUGUAUGUGUAUGUAUGUAAAUUUACCCCGGAGUAGGGUAAAUCAAAUCUGCUAUUGUCAAGUACAAUUUUCGAAGAAAUAUUAUUAAAUGAUAAUCACUGUAAAUACAUAAUUGUUAUGACAAAAAAUACAGGAAACAUUUAAUAAUCGUAACAUGAAGUGUUUAAAUUAAAGUAUACAAAAUAAAUUACCUUUAUUUCAUUCCUCUUAUGUACUGAGUACAAAUAAAUGUAGCUAUUCAUUUAAUUCUUAAGAGCCUUCUCUAUGAUUAUGUAAUAUGUGAGUAUAUGUAUGAUGUCAUGGCGGCAAUUGUCAGAUAUUGUUUCAAAACUAUGCAUUUGUAAAUAUUUAAUAUUUUGAUAAUUAUCAAGGCUAAUGCAGACUUUAUAGAUAACAAAAAGACAGUAAUGAAAUUGAAUGAGAUUAGCAAG
Zeugodacus cucurbitae (melon fly) is the source of this 4401-nucleotide messenger RNA. It is a transcript of the gene ksr, whose product is annotated as kinase suppressor of Ras 2. Gene Ontology annotation, biological process: protein phosphorylation. Gene Ontology annotation, molecular function: protein kinase activity; ATP binding. Bases 554 to 3751 code for a protein of 1065 amino acids. The transcript is spliced from 3 exons. NCBI's taxonomy places the organism in Eukaryota, Metazoa, Arthropoda, Insecta, Diptera, Tephritidae. The record is from RefSeq and is a predicted model, not a curated record.